AUGGCUGCUGCAGACCCUGUCCUGCCCCCCGAGGAGGUGGCUUUGCUGGAGCUGGGGAAAGUGGGCCUGGGUAAGGUGCCCCCAGCCCCGGAUGAACACCUCGAGGACCCUGAUGCCACCCUGCCGUGGGACCGGUGCCAGCACAGCACCCAGGGCCAGCCAGAGUCUGCGGAGGCAAAGAGGCGCUCGAGUCCUGAGGGGGGCCGCGAAGACCCCGAGGAAGCUGCUCCCACCUGCCCCCCAGCUGAGGCCAGAGAGGAUGAGGAAGGCCCUGGGCUGCCCGUGACGGCGGCCCACGUCUUCGUGCCCAUCGACCCGCAGUGCAUCGAGCAGAAUCCCUGCAAGCAGAAGCAGCACCCCGCUCCGUGGCCCCAGCAGGAGGGCAGGGGGGAACCAGUUCCUCCCAGCAACAGACCCAGCAGCCUCCACCACAAGCAGGUCUUCCUCCCCCUCGGCCCCUCGCGCUACCGGGACCCCCUGGGCUUUGAGGGGCGCGUGGCCAAGCCCCCGGCCGAGGGGCCGCAGUGCCCGUGUGGCUCCGACAACCUCAAGGCCGUGGCGUCGGUGGCGGGGGCCCUGCUCCUCUGCCCCUGCCUCAUCUACGGCGCCUACGUCUUCCUGCCCUUCGACGCCCCGCUGCUGCCCACCGUCAGUGCCCGCCUGGUGUACGCGCUGCGCUGCUCCGCCUUCGCCACCUUCCCCGUGGUGCUGGGGAUGAUCAUCAGCGGCAUCUCCCGCCUCUGCUCCUCUGCCCUGGAGCCCUUUGGGGAGCUGCAGCGGGAGGUGGAGAUCCACCGCACCUACGUCUCCCAGUCCAUCCAGCUCUUCAUCCUCUACUUCCUCAACCUGGCCGUUGGUUUCACCAGCGCUCCCGGGCAGGGAGGAAUCCUGGCCCAGCGGGACUUUGACAGGAGGUUCUCCCCUCACUUUGUAAGUGCCUUUCAGCCGACAGUGGAAAUGGCUCUGCAGCAGCUGCAGCCCAGCAGUGGGUUCCUGCUGCUCGUGGUGUGUGUG
Molecule: messenger RNA, 1014 nt
Organism: Empidonax traillii (willow flycatcher)
Lineage: Eukaryota; Metazoa; Chordata; Aves; Passeriformes; Tyrannidae
Gene: TMEM79
Product: transmembrane protein 79
Exons: 3
Biological process (GO): regulated exocytosis
Cellular component (GO): trans-Golgi network membrane; lysosomal membrane
Source: RefSeq, a predicted model, not a curated record